This is a messenger RNA of Tetranychus urticae (two-spotted spider mite), 5235 nucleotides long. RefSeq lists its product as uncharacterized. The record is from RefSeq and is a predicted model, not a curated record. Lineage: Eukaryota; Metazoa; Arthropoda; Arachnida; Trombidiformes; Tetranychidae.
GACUAAAGACAAUUUAAAGACAAAACAGAGUGAUGGCGCUUGUGACACUCCUUUGCUUACCAAUGGCUACCCAAUGUGUGUACGUUCAUGUUGUAUGUUCAUUUACUGACGAUUAAUUUGGUGAAUUUUUCUACGAUUAUGUUCAUAGAUGGAAUCAUCUAAUCACUACUUGUUUUAAAUGGUAAACUAAGUAAAUUACAAAAGGAUUUCUAUGUCAUCAUUGAUUUGGGUUUUCAAGGAGCUCAAAAGCUGUGUAUUAUUUUUGUACGGGAUUUCCAUUUCAAGAUCAUUUCCUGAUCAAAACAAAUGGAUUGGCAGACAGCAACAAAUCAAUUAAACUCUAGCUCUCUUCAAGGAAUGGAAAUGGACCAGAAAAAAAAGACAAACAAAAAUACAAGACAUUCUAGGCAAAGUUGCGACUCACGAUGAAAGCCGAUCAUGAUUAUGAGAAUGAAAAGAGAGGAAUCAAGAUGAACAAUCAUGGAGGGAACAAGAAAAGAGGACAAACAACAGUAAACAUUGUAAAUCAUUGCACACAAGAAUGGUUGUCAUCUUAAAUUACCUUUGAUCAUCGCCAUCAACAAACAGAAGAAUCAGAAAGAAAACAAGAUUUCCAUUGGUCAACCCUCUUUAAUCUUCAGUCCAAUUCAUUUCAACCAUUUUUUUUUCAACCUGUCUAUCAUGAUGAUCAUAAUCAUUGUCCAACAACAACCAGUUAACAUCAUUUCAUCAUAACAUCAACAAUAAAAAAAGAGAUGAAAUCUGAUGAAAAAUGUUUUCAAAAAAAUUUCAUUAUUCUCCUGGUCAUCAUAAUCGGAAGGGAUGAUCUGGCUGCUGUUGAUGGUAAUGAUGGUGAUGGUGAUUAGUAUUAGACAAGGAAUACAAAAAAGAAAGCAAUAAAAACCAUUAAAAAAGAGAUCAAAUUUUUCUUCUUCUCCUUUCAUCUUUAACCUGUGUUUAUUGAUGAUGGCUGUAGGUAAAUUUGAUAAUAAUGAAAGGAAUAAGUUAAUCUCUGAAAACUGGUUCCGCUUUUUUUUGGGUAAAAACUGUUUUCUAAAUCUUGGAAAAAAAAGUCUCUCGUUCAGACACAUUCACAAUCUGUUGAAUGAAUGUGUAUAUGCAUGUGUAUUUUUGUAUGUAUGAAUGAUUCCAGGAGGGAAGAAUGAUGAUGAUAGAAGGAAGAAUGAAAUGAAAGAAAAACUCUCUUGCUCUCUCAUCUUCCUCUUUCUCUCCGCCCUAACCUUAAACCGCUCUCUUUUCAUUAUUAUAUCUCUUCAUAUCUCUUCUCCCACUCUCUUAAAACAUUAGGCCAACAAGCUGUAACCAGUCAACAGUCAGUGUUGAUCAACAACAGCAAAAGCUUACAUUCGUGCUUCAUUUACCUUUCUUUUUUUUGCAUUAUUCCUCAUUUCUCAUUCAUUUACUCUUCAUUCACCUUUGUUCCAACAUCUAUUAUAUUUAUCUUUUUUUUGUGGUUAUCAUCAUCUCUUCAAAACUCACCCUGGUCUAACGUUUUUUUGUCAUCAUCUCUCCAUUAUUCACCAUUCAUUCACCUUUAACUUUUCAUCGUGAUCAGAGUUUUUACUUUUUCUCUUCUUCUUAUUUAGAUUAUUGUUAAUAUUAUUGUAUUAUUAUAUUUUUGUGAAUCUCUCUAUUAAAUUGUAUUUUCAUGUUGUUCGCGCUUACAGUCUUGUUGUUUAACGGACAUCACGAAUGACUUACAAGUUAAACUUUGAACCAAUCAAAAAACGACGCCUUAUUUUAUCUGCAAAAUUUUUAUUCUCUUUCAGCCAUUUUUCAUUUUCAUUUUCUUCUUUUUCCAUUUCACCUUUUAUUCACUUGAAAAGUGUUUUUUUUUGCUAUCUGAUAAAUGCCGCUUCAACCAUUAUUCAUUAUUGAUUUAAUUGUAAGAUUGUUAUAUUGUUAAUGUUUUUUGCCUGUUUUGCUGUUAAUGGUUUGCAUUACAAGUGACGACCAAUCAAUCCAUGGCUUAUCAAAGUAAACUUGCUGUUUCCCCUUCUUAAUCAUCUACAUUUUCAACAUCAACUUUUUGCUUCUCACACUUUUUACCUCUUACUCAUUGGAUCAUCAUCGACUUUGUUAAUCCUCAACAAACCUCAACACUUUCCUUGAUUUGCUUAUUUUUUUUUUGGUUAACAGAAAAAAAAGAUAACAAACGAAAAUUUCUAUGACAACUUCGAGUUUGUUGCUUGAGAAAUAUUGAAAUGGUUUAUUCAACUUUACUUGUGUUGACAGUGCAGUUACCUUCGAGAUUAUGCUUCAGUUUAAUAUUACAAUGGAAGUGACCCAUUCUUUUUCAUACUCGCUUUCUUUCUUUUCUUCUUCUUCCUUUCCCUUUCACCACCACCAACUCAAUUGUAAUCACCAUAAUCAACAUAAUUAUCAUCAUCAUUAUUCUUCUCCUCGUUAUCAUUGGUAAAGUUGAUUUGUGUUUUUCUUCAUUUCUUCCUACCAAUUCACUGGUUCUUGUUUUGCAUCUAUUGAUGACCAUUAACAUCCAUUAUGGAAAUUGAUUUGCUUCAAUGGAGUAUCAUUCUUGUUCUGUCCAUUUCUUUGUGGUUACCUCAAUUGCUGAUUACUGAUGCCUUACAAGUUGAAAAUAACAGCACUGCUUAUUCCUGUGAAGAGAAUGGAACUUUCACUGAUAUUGAAUCAGCGCGUCAACAACCAUGGCCUAAAACAUUUGAGCCUUUUGAUACAACAUCACAAGCUGAAUUUACACCUCUCGUCACAGCAUCUCAUUCGUUGUCAGGAGUAACGCCAAAUUCAACAAAGACUCCUGAUAAAUCAACCACCACCAUUCAAAUUAACCCAACCCCGUCAAUUAUUCGUUUUAUUAUUGCACCAUCACCAUCACUGCCAUCAUCACCUAUGCAAAGUAACCUACAAUCAUCUCAACUUUUGUUAUUUUCAUCCUCAUCUACUAUGGCGCCAACUCCAUCUUUAAAUAGUAUGACAAGCUCAACUUUAAAGCCAGUCACAACUCUUGAACUAAUCAGCAAUAAGCAAAAUGCUGCAUCAACUAUGUCAAUUUUUCAACUCUCUUCUAGUCCAGUUCAAGCGCCUUUUGUUAACACUGAUACUGUCAUUAUGCCACCAUCAUCAUCAUUAUCACCUAAUGUUAAUGACAAUGUUACUUUUCCUUUAAAUUAUAGUCACACGGUUAGUUCUGAUAAACCGACUCACCAUGGUCAUCAACCUUCCGGGUCACAACAAAUUAAUCAUGUGAUAACAACAGCAAUAACACCGACAUUGACAGAUAAUUUACCUGAUGAGUUAUCCAUCAAUCCAAACAAUGGAGCCUUCGAUAACAUCAAAUCAUCGCCAACACUAACAACAAUUGAGGUUUCAACCUCACCAUCUUUAACCAAUCAGCCAAAUACUAGUGAUACAAAUGAAACCAGCGAAAGUCACAUGGGCAUAUCACCUUCUCCAUCAUCUUCCUCUUACUUUCCUGCUCUUUCUGGCACAAUCAGCAUUAUACCAAGUGAUUCAUCCCUGGAUUCAUCAACUACAGAUUUUCCCUUCACAUCCAAUCCAGUCGAUAAUAGUGAAAUUGAUAAUAGCUUUAAUAAUAAUGAAACCAAUAAUCAUGGUGAAAAUUCUCCAAAUCACCAUGGAAUCCCACAAGCUGCAACAUCAAAUUCAACAAAAUGUGAUCCUAGUGAUACUCGGUUCAGUCAACCUGCAACUUCAGGUUUUCUGGUUCGCUCAGUUCUCAAACGAGAUGAAGAUUUACCAUUAAAUGCGGACAAUUUGACAAUCUUUUUUGAAACUCGUCUGGCUGAAGUAUUUACAAAAGCUUAUCAUAAACAAUUUAAUAAAUUAAACGGAGGUUCGGAUGUUAUUAAAAAAGACGUUCACGUUAAGUUAUGGAACUUAUUCUGGAACAAUUCAACCAAUGAUAUCCACAUAAUUUAUCAGAUUGAACAAGAUAAGGAAAAAAUUUUACCUCGAGAUCUUAUAACAGUUCUAAGUCAUGUUACUCCUCAAGAAAUGUCCAACAUUUUGGGUUAUAAUGUAACAAUAAAAGCUGAACCUUAUGUAAAUACACUUGAAACCAAGAAUAAUUUGGCUGCAGCACUUCAAGAUCUCGACUGGCUUCCCCUUGUCAUGAUAAUUUUAUCUUUGAUGGUUUUCAUUUUUUGUUCACUUUUAACCUUAAUUGUUUGGCGCAAAAAUCGCAGGCUAUUAUCAUCAUCUUCCAACCAAUUAUCUUCAGGGGAACCAGCAAGAUCUGGAAACAUACGAUCCAAGGCUAGCCACAUGGUUAAACCAUUGAAAGCCAGUACCAAAGAAAAUUUGGUCAAUUGGAGGAAAGUUUCUGCUCCUGGGUCUAAAAGAUCAUUUCUUGGUAGUCAUGGAAGUAAUGUUGGACUAAACAUUUCAGGCGGUUGUUCAGCAACUUCUGGAACCAUUGAUUCUAAUCAUGAAUUUGAAUAUCUUUCCUUUGAUUCACCUGAAAGCUCGUUGAAACUGAGGACAGCGGAAUAUCGAUCUCGUCGUCCAUUCACUGCCUUUCCAAAUGGUUUAGGGUCUCAGUCUCGCCUUGAAUUGACUAAAGAAAAGGUUAUUCCAAUUGGUGAACUUGAUGAAAUUGCUGAAAUGUCUUCCAAUGAUUCUUCACAUGACCAUCAUCAUCAUCAUCCUUCCCAUCAAGUUCCUGGAUCCAGAGUAACCUAUGUUACCACUAAGGAAGAAAUGAUUGGCGAUUAUGAGAAUCCAUUGAUGAGAUCAGGCAUUGAUGAGGUUGAUUGCACGGUUCCUCAAUUAAUUCAAGUUCAUAUUUCCGAGCAAACCCAAAACAUCAUUCAAGCGAUUCGCAGUGAACUUAAAAAAUUUAAUCCUAUCACCGGUAAUGUGCAAAGUCAAUCACAAUCAUCAACAGCUCAUUUUAAAGAACCAUCGACAACUAGCGAUGCUUAAUUUUUUCCCUUCAUCAUUUCAUUAAACUCACAUCAAAUCAAAAAUUGUAAAGGGGAAAACAUCUCAUGACAUUUCCAUCUUCAUUUUCCCCUGUUGAAUUGGUUAAACCAAAUUACUUUUGCAAUUGGUUACAUUUGUUGAACUUUUUUUAUUUUACAUACAAAGACCCUUUACAGCAUGUUCACAUGAUUACCUUAAUGUUAAUCGAGAAGACAUUCUGAUUGUCACACUAAAUUGUUAAUUUUUUUCUAUUGAUUGGUAUUCAAUCAAUAAACAAAUAUAAAUACA